Spodoptera litura is the source of this 919-nucleotide messenger RNA. RefSeq names its product paralytic peptide (gene Pp). NCBI's taxonomy places the organism in Eukaryota, Metazoa, Arthropoda, Insecta, Lepidoptera, Noctuidae. The record is from RefSeq and is a predicted model, not a curated record.
UGGCGCUUUGAAAAUGAACGGAAAUAUAAAGAUUAGUAUUAUAACAAGGAAGAUAUUUUGACGCAUUAGCUCACUGGUAUUAUUAUAAUCAAUUCUUGGAGUAUGUUGUAAGAUAAUUUUUAUUAGGUCAAAUAAGUUAUCUUAUAAGCCGAAGUCAUUCUCGAUACUUCAGUCCACAGAAAAUAAUCAUAAGACGUGACACGAACAGAGACGUUUCGCAAAAUGAAAUUUACAAUCGCCAUUUUAUUUUGUGUUGUUUUAAGUUUGCAAUACAGUGCUAAUGGAAGCCCUCAAAAUUUCAUUGCAAACUAUCGUCAAAAAUUACAUGAAUCAAUUAACAACAUUAAUCAGGAUGUGAGGUCUCUAUUUCAUCCUAAUGAUAACAAGAAGGUGCAACAGAAUAACGAUGCGGCCUCAAGCAUUUUCUUUGUUGAGGAAGAAUCUGAGGAAGACUUUGCUGCAGCAGCAGCAGCCAGGAGGCCAGUGGAAGUGACUACACCAUCUACUACUACAUCUACAACAACAACUACUACGGUUAAGCCUGUAGAAACCACUACUAAGAAUGCAACAGAUGACAAAGGACGAGAAAAUUUCACGGCUGGAUGUACACCUGGCUACCAGCGCACAGCCGACGGAAGAUGCAAAGCCACCUUUGGAUAAAACUGUAUCUACAAUAAUUUGUUUUUCCUGUUAAUCUAUAUUUAUUUUAGUGCUACCAUUUUGCAGCAUUUAAUAUUUAACAGUGAUUUUAAAUGUAAAUAUGUAUCUAGAAGUGCAUAAUUUUCGAUAUUUUCUAGUAAAUUUGUUUAUAAUUAUGUGAUACGAAAAUGUGUUACGAUUUUGUCAUUUAUUAUUCAAAAGUGAAAUUAUGUAAAGAAUAACAUUAAAGUGUUUAGUAUACUUUUUAAGUUUGUCUAAA